Molecule: messenger RNA, 7137 nt
Organism: Rhea pennata
Lineage: Eukaryota; Metazoa; Chordata; Aves; Rheiformes; Rheidae
Gene: COLEC12
Product: collectin subfamily member 12
Exons: 11
Coding region: 68-2311 (747 amino acids)
Molecular function (GO): signaling receptor activity
Source: RefSeq, a predicted model, not a curated record
CCCCGCCCGCCGCUCCCGGCGGCAGCCCCCGCCGCCCCCGUCCUAUGCGACCCGCCCCGGCGCCAAGAUGAAAGACGAUUUUGCAGAAGAGGAGGAGGUGCAGUCCUUUGGCUACAAGAGGUUUGGUAUUCAGGAGGGGACUCAAUGUACCAAAUGUAAAAAUAAUUGGGCACUGAAGUUUUCCAUCAUCCUAUUAUAUAUUUUAUGUGCCCUGUUAACAAUUACAGUAGCCAUUCUGGGAUAUAAAGUUGUAGAAAAAAUGGACAAUGUCACAGGUGGCCUGGAAACGUCCCACAGAAGAUAUACAGAAAAACUCACAGAGGUGGAGAGUGGUCUGAAGAAAUUAGAUGACCAAGCUGGACAAAAAGCCAUGAAUACAAACACUGAACUGUCUAGCUUCAGAUCUGAUAUUCUGUCUCUUCGUCAGCAGCUUCAUGACAUUGCAGAGAAAACAACUAGAAAUAAAGAUACACUGGAGAAGCUGCAAGAGUCUGGAAAUGUAUUAGAUGAUAGACAGAGCCAAAUGAAAAGCAUCUUAGAUAGCAACUCUUUCAUGAUUAUCAGUGUCAAUAAGACUCUUCAGGCAUAUACUGGCUAUAUCAACAAUCUUCAACAGGACACAAGUAAUAUCCAAACAAAUUUGCAAAACCAAGUGCAUUCUCAUAAUGUGGUCAUCAUGAACCUGAACAAUUUAAACCUGACACAAAUACAGCAAAGAAAUCUUAUCAGUGUUCUGCAGAAGUCAAUGGAAGAUACAAGUUUGGCUAUCCUAAGAAUCAAAAAUGACUUCCAAAAUCUGCAGCAGGUUGUCCUUCAAGCCCGGAAAGACACUGAUUGGCUUAAGGAGAAAGUACAAAAUUUACAGACUUUAGCAGCCAACAACUCAGCAUUGGCAAAAGCUAACAACGAUACGCUUGAAGACAUGAACAAUCAGCUCAGCUCCUUCAGUGGGCAAAUGGAGAACAUCACCACAAUUGCCCAAGCGAACGAACAAAAUCUAAAGGAUCUCCAGGAACAGCAUAAAGAAUAUGAAAAUAGAACUUCUGCCAAAUUCAACCAGCUGGAAGAGCGAUUCCAGGUCUUUGAGACCGAUGUAGUCAAUAUCAUCAGCAACAUCAGCUACACUGCCCAUCAUCUACGGACACUGACUGGCAAUCUCAAUGAGGUCAGGACAACUUGUACAGACACCUUAAGUAAACAUUCAGAUGAGCUGAUUUUUAUGAACAGCACACUAGCCAAUAUUCGCUUAGACUCUACAUCUCUCAAGAUGCAGCAGGAUUUGAUGAGGUCAAGACUAGAUGUUGAAGUUGCCAAUUUGUCAGUAAUUAUGGAAGAAAUGAAGCUAGUAGAUUCCAAACAUGGCCAGCUCAUCAAGAACUUCACUAUCCUGCAAGGUCCUCCUGGUCCAAGGGGACCUAAAGGUGACAGAGGACCUGCAGGUCCUCUCGGCCCCGCUGGUCUAAAAGGACAAAAAGGAGAGAAGGGAGAGCCAGGACCUCCAGGACCUGCAGGUGAAAAGGGCCCACCUGGGCCAGCUGGGCCACCAGGAGAAAAAGGAGGGAAAGGUUCGAGAGGAUCACCUGGCUCCAAAGGUCAGAGAGGCUCUCCUGGUAAGACAGGUCUGCCAGGACCAAGUGGAGACCCAGGGCCACCUGGGCCACAAGGCAAAGAUGGUCCUCCGGGGCCACAAGGCCCACCAGGAUUUCAAGGACUGCAAGGAACUGUGGGAGAACCAGGCGUGCCAGGACCUCGAGGAUUGCCUGGGCUACCUGGAGUCCCUGGGCUCCCUGGUCCAAAAGGCCCACCUGGCCCACCAGGGCCCCCAGGUCCAGGAAUGCCAAUGGCACUACAAAGUGAACCUACAUCAGUGCCCGAGGCUAAUGGUUGUUCUCCUCGUUGGAAGAAUUAUACAGAGAAGUGUUACUACUUUUCAAUCGAAAGAGAAAUUUUUGAAGAGGCAAAGUUAUUCUGUGAAGAGAAGGCAUCACGCUUGGUUAUCAUAAACAACAAAGAGGAACAGCAAUGGCUAAAAAGGCAGAUUCUUGGGAAAGGCAGCUUCUGGAUUGGGCUUACAGAUUCAGAGAAGGAAAAUGAAUGGAGAUGGCUGGAUGGAUCCUUACCAGUUUACACAAACUGGAAAACUGGGCAACCUGAUAACUGGAGCCAUGGGCACGGGCCAGGGGAAGACUGCGCCGGGUUAAUCUAUGCUGGACUCUGGAAUGACUUUUACUGUGAAGAUGUGAACAAUUUCAUUUGUGAAAAAGACAUGGACAAAGGUAUUUCUCCUCCUGGACUUACAGAACUUGCAUAAGAAUUCCUUAAAUUUUUUAAGAUACCUUGAUCUCGAAAUUUCCUUAAAGAAGAAGAAAGAUCCCAGAAGAGAUCAACAUCUCCUACCAAAAUGGAAAGAGUUAAAGCAAGCACUGAAAACUGGUUUAAAUGGCAUUCAGCAACUCUUCUUCAGCAUUCUGCAAUUAUUCCAGGCCUUUCAACCCAAAACAUCAGGAGCUUAUCAGAAAUACAGUUGGACUAAUUCAGUUACAGAUUUUCUUCCCAACUGGUAACCACAUACAUACGUAACUGUCUUUUGAGAAAAGACAUUCUGUCAAUCGGAGUAAGACUGUUGGUCAUUCAUUUAUAGAAAAACAUAUAAAGCAACUGUGUAAACAGUAUGUUCAUUUGCUAAAAUCCCAAAUGUAGGAAAAUUAUACAGAUACACGAAUAUAUAGAUUUUAUAUAAAUAUAUAUAUAUAGUCCAACUCUUAUCAAUAAUAUGGAAUAUACUUUUAAGAGCUUUUAAAACUUUGUAUUUUUGUACAAAAUAUUUGCUUUUUACAAUUGUUCUCUUUUUUACUGACCUUUUUUUUUUUUUUUUUUUUUUUUUUAACAAAUAUAGUGCACAGGAGCCAAAGAAAACAAUAAAGGUACUAAUAAUUCAUUAAAGGUUUGCUAUCAGGCCUAGCUCAGCUAUAGAGAAAUAUUUUUCCAGUUAGAUAAAUUUGUAUUUUCCCAGAUGAAUUGUUCUGGUUAAAUAACUUUUAUGGCAGAUUUUAGAUAGUGUUUUCCUUACUGUAUGCAGUCCAGUCUGCAUGUGUAACAGUGGAGUUGACUAAGGAUUAGAUACACAUUAUAGCUCUGAUCACAGUCAGUGUGCUGUCAGGGUACUAUGCAAAGACUAUGCUAAUAAAAACUUUUCCUCUCUUCCUUCCUUCUUUCCCUCCUGCCUGCCUGCCUUCCUGCCUUCCUUCCCUGCUUGAAAAAAAUGCCACAGAGGUAAAUCACUGACUUCUUAUAAUGAUUUUGAAACGUUUCACUCCUCCUCCAUGUUCAUGCAGAGUUCUACACUAAUAGGUGCUGCCCAGAUGAAGAAUUUUAUGAGAACAGAAACAAAAGUUCAUGCUGCACAUGCCGAAAUAUGUUUCUUUCUACGAUAGAUUUUAAAAUUUGGUAAUAAAAACAUGCCAUACUCAGAAAAGUCUAAUCAACUUGCAUUUCUCUAAAGUGCUUUGUAAAUUGAUCUCAUUAUUUCCUUGGACCAGUACUUCUUUCCCAAACAAACUAGAAAAUAAAAUAUACUACCAAACAGAGUGCAGUGUGGUUAAAGAGAUGGUAUCACUACCUAGGAAGUUUCCUCCUCAGUCCUGUGAGCUGUCAUGUAAGCAGCAGUGCAGCUUGUUAAGAAUUAAAAAAUUAGCAGCCAGUUCAAGUUCAUUAGCAGAAACUCUGUUCUUCGAUCCCAGAUUUUAAACUUUGUGUAAAAACUGCACCUUGAAGGAAGUCACUACACCACUACGCGACACGUCUACAGCAUGAAGGAAGUCGUUUUGGCUUCCUCUGAAAGAGAGCUGUUUUUGCAUUGCCUCCUGACCUCCCAUUUACCUUGGCUGAAUGCGGAUAAGCUUGUUGAAAUACUCCAGCGCUGUUGGAAAGAGACAAGAUUUUGGGCUUCAGAUAUCGCUCCCAAGAACAACUGAGCAAAGACUGCUGCAUCGCUGAAUUCUGCACUCCCUCCAGUGUUUGUUUUUGUUUUUGUUUUGUUUUGUUUUGGGGGGGGGGAACUUUUUAAUAAUAGCUGUAAUUUACUUCAAGAAAAUACCUAAAAAAUUACAUUUGAGAAUCUUACCUUGUGGUACCUAUGAGAUAUGAGAAAGGAACAAAACAAAAAUUGCAUACAUUUAAUUAAAAGUGAAAUGCCCAUGAAGUGGAAUUUGUCUUUGCAAACACGCUGGAUUUCCCGAAACUUUGCUUUUUCGCUUUUUCAUGAGGUUCUGACUACAACGUCAUUAUACCAUAUACUCUGUCAUGCUGUACCUAAGAGUUGUGUGUAGAUACAUGCUGUAAUGUUUGCAUACAUACUUACACAAGUGCCUGUAGGGACAAUUUUCAUCUGCUAUUUUUAGGUAAAGAGGUACAACAGUAUUACUUGCACUCCCAGAGAGCCUCACAGACCUCGGUGGAUGGAACUUCACAGAACCACACUGAUUCAGAAAAGCACUGCUGUCUUCAUUUUGAAUGUUGGCAUAUUUAGGUAAAUUCUGAGCAUCUACCAAGAUAAAUGAAGUUCUUCAUGCUUGUUACUGAAGUGCUAGACUUAAGUCCACCCAAGUAGCUCCUGACAACCUCCUUUAAAGCCCCAGAUGUUUUGUUUCCCAGCUCUGUGCUUAACCAAAAGACACCAUCUUUCCCUUCCGUCAGCAAUGGGAGCGAUGGUACAUGGAAAGAUGAGAUAAUCUGAGAGUCAUCUAAAGCCCUCCAGUCCCUCUGUAGAGGUUUACUGUGCAGUCACAAUCAACAGCUACAGCUGUACGUAUGACUACAUAAGGCUACUAAAAUGGCUGGAGCAUUUAUCAGCAAUGCGUGCUUAACUUGCUGAAAACUUGCACAGCAGCUAUGAUAAACCGUAGGCAGCGGUCUGGCUGUAGCAUGGAAAUAAUCAUUGAACGAGGACAGUUUAAGGAUGUGAUGUGUUUAUGAAUUAAAUUCUCAUUUCAAAGUGAAUUUCAACUCUGUCUUGUAAUUAUAUGUAACACUGUUCUAAUUAUCCACUUUUAACUGAGAAAUAAAAUGUGCCUGAUGUUGAGCACCCUGUUCACACAUCAGAAGCAAAGUGAGUAGGUGUUAGGCAAAACUGGCCUGAGAUGGAUGCUCUGUUUGCAUUGCUGGUGUGUUCAGUCAUCCUUGAAAUCUGGCCUGACCAGGCAGGCAGGCCAAGGUGGACCAUCCUUCUGAUCCGGUAUUCCUGCAAGUGGAAAAAGGAGGUGUCAAACGGCAGCAAAGGGUGAAAUGACUGCGGAGCUGGGAGAGUGCUAAGGCAGCUGCAGAGACCGCCAGGGAAAGGAGAGCAAUCGGCGGGGAUGCAAGCAGGGCCCCAGGGAAGGCCAAGAAGUUGUCAUGCAAGUCGGAGCUGCCGCAUGGGAUCUAGAAAACUGUCCCUGUGAAAUCUGCUUGCUGGAUGGUUUGAACAAUAGCACAGGUUGGGCGGAAAGCUGUAUGUGAUAGGAGAUUAUUUUGUCCCAGCUAGAGUUUUGGCUUUGUAUGCACGUGUACUGUAACUUGGCGUGUUGAGUACACAUCUCCAUCGCUCUUUGCCGUCUCUUACAAACUACAUGCAAGCCCACUGAGAGAAUAUUUUCGCUCCCUGGCGAGUGCUGCGCCCGAGGCACGAGGUGGAGGGGAAGGCAGAGAGGGUGCAAAGUCAUUGUGCCUUACAUCAGCCAGUGCUGGAUUUCUUAGUGCCGUUUUUGACUCAUCCUGUUAAUUUAUCAUGAAUCGUCUUCUGCCAAUUAGAACUAAGAAGCUUCUGACCUUCAGCCCUCUUUGAUGUCUCUAAAUAUCACCUGCAGUUGUGCCAAUAAAGGAAGCGCUAAGUGGUGACACAGAAGUAAAUGUUGUUUAUUCUGUGAGUACUUGUGUGACCAAGUGACACAUGUCAAUUGGUGUGUGCAGCAGCUCAGAGGCAUUUCAGAGGUAUUAAAAAUCAAAUUGAUGAAAAACAAAUUGUUGUAAUUAAAGCCUGUCCUCUUGCAGCUAGUCCUAAGCAUGACUGCAGCUAUUUCACCUCUUAAUUGCCAUUUUAGUCCAUUGUUUUGCAGCAUCUGGAUACUAAAAAAUAUGGUUUUAAAUGGCUAAGCUGAACAAAAGGCGAAGUGCCUUUGGGUCCCCCUUCAAAGCUCGCUGUCUGCGCAGAAGAGCGCCGAACACCUCGGAUGAGUGUUCCCCCCGCUCGCCGCGUGGUGCCUCGACUUCGGUGGAGCAGGAUGAGUCCCGAGAUUAGCCCUUAUUGUGUCUAAUUUAAACUGGCUGUUUGUGACAGCUAAUCUAAUCGCGCUGCUUCUCUUUCUCCCUCAAGUGGCUGAGCUCCUCUUAUAAAUUUCCAUGCUUGGCAAGUAGCUCCCCUGUUUUUAGGAAGUAGCAGGGAUCAGCCCGCGACCGCUGGCGCGCGGAGGAGCUGGGCGGAGGGCGGCCGCUGGCUGUCAGAGGCUGGCUGGGCAGCGAGUAGGGGAAAGGCUGCGGAGGAUGUUGAGUUUAUCCACGUGCGUGAAAACAAAACCACUCAAAGGCCCCGGGUGGCUUCCUCGGUUGAAAGCACAGCCUCUCACGCAGUCGCAGCGUCCACCGGGAGCGGAGGGUCUGCAGCCCACGGCUCCUCGGCGAACGUCACGUUGCCCCGGCGCGCGGCGCGGGCGUCCGGGCUCACCUUGAUGUUGCUGGUCGAGGGCCCAGGGGCGGGAUAGCUGCUCCGCUCCCCCGCAGCCCAGCAGGCUGGCGGAGAAGGGGGCCACCGCCAGCGCUCCCCCACGGUCGCUCGGGGCCGACCCGGGCAUCCGCGCGCAGGAGAGCCUCGUGCCGUGAGGACAAAACCGGGGCAUCCCGAAGCCGGGUCUGCCUAAGAGCAGGGGCCGUUUGUUCAGUCGCUGUCUCCCCCUCACUUUUUCCAUGGAGUUUAUUGGAGGAAAAAAACAAAACAAAACAAAACAAAAAAAAACCCCAGAAGCUUGGCUAAAAUUUUUUUAAAGUUCUCAUGUGUUUCCUUUCUUAAGAUGGAAUACGUUUGUUUUUUCUUUCCAUCUGGCUCAGAGAUGAGAAAAACAUCCUUUGAUUUCUUUUUCAAAAUAAACUCUGUGUGAUGCUCCAAAA